Messenger RNA from Macadamia integrifolia, 1786 nucleotides. RefSeq names its product WUSCHEL-related homeobox 9. The record is from RefSeq and is a predicted model, not a curated record. Gene Ontology annotation, molecular function: DNA binding; DNA-binding transcription factor activity. Gene Ontology annotation, biological process: regulation of developmental process. Lineage: Eukaryota; Viridiplantae; Streptophyta; Magnoliopsida; Proteales; Proteaceae. The transcript has 5 exons. Bases 433 to 1548 code for a protein of 371 amino acids.
CCAGAGAAGAAGAGAAUCCUUUAUGAAGAAUAGAAGGAAAUUUUAAAAGAGAAAAGGAAAAACAAGUAAUCCUUUUUCUAUUUUUUAAAGCUUCCCAAUCUUCUUUUCAGUUUUCAGAUCUUAGAUCACUGUUCACCCUCUUUGCAUUGAAAGAUCUCAGAUUCUUCCCUGAUGAAGAUUCUAAUAAAGCACCAGCAUGUGUGGCUUUCCAUGGUUUCCUAACUUGGCAUUGGUGGGAAUUGGCUUGUUCUGUUCUUCUAAUGCAAUAUGUGUGAGGAGGCUAUAAGAAGAGGUCUAAGGAUACUGUGCAUGCCAGAAGCGACCCUGGCUGCGAAAGCGCUUUCUGUUAUUUGUUUCUCAUCAGGUUGGCUAGCUACUUAGAUUGCUAGCCAUCUAGUUUGUCCUUUCAUCACCCAUCAAUAUACCCUUGUGAUGGCUUCAUCUAACAGAAACUGGCCUAGCAUGUUCAAGUCCAAGACCUGCAACACUCAUAACCAGUGGCAGCAUGACAUCAACCCACCUCACCUGUCAAGUGGAUCCCAGAGAAACCCCUACACAUCAGUGCCUAGCUCUGAAGAACGGAGUCCAGAGCCGAAACCACGAUGGAACCCUAAACCGGAGCAGAUACGGAUUCUGGAAGCGAUAUUCAACUCCGGAAUGGUGAACCCUCCAAGGGACGAGAUUAGGAAGAUAAGAGCUCAGCUGCAAGAGUACGGUCAAGUAGGCGAUGCCAACGUCUUCUACUGGUUCCAGAACCGGAAAUCGAGAAGCAAACACAAGCAGCGCCACCUUCAGAGCGUAAACGUACUGGCUCAAUCCGCUCCAACCACCACUGGCUUGCCAUUGACGGUUCAGACCAUUGCUGCACCCUCAUCUUCCUCGUCCUCAUCGUCUGAGAAAUCUCCUCCGAGAAGGACCAAGAAGAAGAUGGCCAUGGCAGGUGUUGGUGGUGGUGGAGGACCUAAUCCCAAUGUGAUCGAUCCAUCCAAUUCUCCUUAUCAUGGGGACCUCUCGUCUGAACCCUUUUUCUUUCCAGUCCAACCGCCCACUUUCUCUCAUGGUCAUGGGUUCUGCUUCUCCGACUUAUCCAACCUGGUUCAAUACCCGGAUCAAGCGGUCGGGCCUUGCUCAGCCGACCCCAUACUGAGUGAAGUGGUGAACCAAGGUGCUCCAAAGAAGGAUGAGCAAGCGAAGAUGCAGUUGGACCAGCAGCUCAGCUAUGCUGCGGCCACUACUACUACUCCAUCCACCAAUACUAUUACCUCUGGUUCGACCACUCUCAAUCAAAUUCAUGGAGGGGUGGUGGGGGUUGAAUCAGGAUCAGGUAGUGGAAUGGCUCCGGCAGCUGCCGCGAAAUCGACGGUGUUCAUAGAUGAUGUGGCAUUCGAAGUUACCGGAGGUCCGGUGAACGUAAGAGAAACUUUUGGGGAUGAUGCCGUCCUCAUCCACUCUUCUGGUCAGCCUGUCCUCACCAAUGAGUGGGGCGUAACCCUACAAUCCCUGCAACACGGCGCAUUCUACUAUCUGGUUUGGGAGAAUGGCAGAUGAUGCUGAUUGAGGGGAUGGAAAUGCGCGCAAGUAUCAAGUGCAUGCUGUGGUGGUUGAUCGCAAAUGUCUCUUUUGGGGUCUUAUGUUUUAGAAUUAAGCUUAUUAGGUCUAUUGAUAGAACUAGAAGUAUGCGAUUGUUAUAAGGGGGGCUUUGAUUAUCUCUGGACGGAAAUAAUUUGGACAUGGUUAAUUAACUAGGAAAUGUAUACGUGGAAUUUGCUUCCCCCUCUAUAUGAAC